CGUCCUUACGAAUGCCAUCUCUGCGACAAAUCCUUCUUCCGCCUUGAACACCAAACCCGCCAUAUCCGCACCCACACUGGCGAGAAACCACACCCAUGCGACUUCCCCAACUGUGACAAACGCUUCUCUCGUUCCGAUGAGCUUACCCGCCACAUGAAGGCCCAU
This is a messenger RNA of Gamsiella multidivaricata, 165 nucleotides long. RefSeq lists its product as uncharacterized. The record is from RefSeq and is a predicted model, not a curated record. The annotation marks the transcript as partial. Lineage: Eukaryota; Fungi; Mortierellomycota; Mortierellomycetes; Mortierellales; Mortierellaceae. The transcript has a single exon. Gene Ontology annotation, molecular function: RNA polymerase II cis-regulatory region sequence-specific DNA binding. Gene Ontology annotation, cellular component: nucleus; cytoplasm.